Messenger RNA from Podarcis lilfordi (Lilford's wall lizard), 12210 nucleotides. NCBI's taxonomy places the organism in Eukaryota, Metazoa, Chordata, Lepidosauria, Squamata, Lacertidae. The record is from the annotation of a GenBank genome assembly.
CAACAGACACCGACAGGAGAAGAGCAGCCUUGCGAAACCCCGCCCCGCUCAGUGUCCCUUCCUCUGCACAUGGGCAAAUGAUCGCAAGCCGCGAGGACAGCGGCUCUCCCUCAAAGGCGACAGUUAGAAGCCCGCGAAUGGGCAGAGCGGUGGUUGCGGAGACCAACGAAUCAGCGAGCGGUAGCCUCGUCGACAACAGGGGGAGCUCCGCCAAUAGGAGCGCGGCGGCGGUUUAAAGAGCGUUGCUGAGUGGGCGGGCGAAGGUUUGAAUUCAAAUAGCUUCGGAGACUGUUGGAGGAACGCGGAGGGUAGGCGGCCGAGGCCUCUGGAGUGCGCAGGAAUCGUGAGGUAUUCGGCCUGCCUGCGUCUGGUUUCGGGGUGUCGUUAAGGAAAGUGGUUACGACCUUGAGCUGUGGCACUCGUGAGUAAAGGCGGAAGGCGCAUCCCAGGGAGCCGUAGCGCUUCUGGUAAAAAUUGUGAGCUCAUAAAUGGCUCUGGGGUGGGAUAGGUGCCCAGCAUGAAGGAAACGUCUAGAAAGCCCCGUUUUCUCUGCGUAGAAUGAGAGGGAGUGUCGCAUAGUAGUUAGGCUGUCUGAUCCCAAUUGAGGAGGCCUCAGUGCUUGGUUGCAUGCACCGUAAAAACACUGAAAGCACAUCUUUUUCCCUUCCCCAAGUUUCCUGGGAACUGGUUUGUUAAGGGUGCUGGGAAUUGUAGCUCUGGGAGAUGUAAACUGCAGCUCCCAGGUUUUUUUGGGGGUGGGGUGCAAUGUACUUAAAAAACCAUAGUUUGAAGCAGUGCUUUUUUCCCUAGAAAAAGAGGUGCUGGUAUUGCAUACCCACAAGUACCCCCUGAAAAAAAAAGCACUGGUUUGGAGGUACCCCAAGGAUCAACUGUAAUCUUCAAAUUUUAUUUGUUACAUGUUACAAGGUUGAGUUUCAUCAGAACAAAGAAACAAGGUUGUGUGGCAUGGGUUGUGAGGUAGUUUUGAAGAGUUAAAGAAUAAAGGGGCUUAUAAAAUGUAUGGGGGUAACACUAUGUAAAGAGGCCCAAGGACUGCCAUAAAGCUGUAGGUUUUCCAAAUGUUUGAGCACAUUUUUCAACUUGCCCUACUCCUAGGAAAAAGCAAAGCUGCACUUCACUCUCAAGAUACAUGCAUAUAUAGUCCUAGUAGGCAGAGAUCCUUCCAGUUGUGGGGAUAACCCAGUUUUAUUUACUAUUUAUAGUUUAUUAGUGUUUGCAUUACAGUCAUACCUCAUGUUACAUUUCUUCAGGUUGUGUCCCGCGGUGACCUGGAAGUACCAGAAAGGGUUACUUCCGGGUUUUGCCGCAUGCGCAGAUACGCAAAAUGACAUGCGCAGAAGCGGCGAAUCAGAACCCGUGCAUGCACAGACGCACCACGGCGGGUUGUGUUCUUUUCAUGUUGCAAACGGGCCUCCGGAACGGAUCCCGUUCGCAACCAGAGGUACCGCUGUAUUUCAAUAAAGUUAUUUUCUUCCUUUCUCACAUCCAUAAAACACAACCCCAUCAUUUCUGCUGGAUAAGCAGAAACAAAACAGCUACACUUUGACUCAUUUACCUACUUGGGCUUCACCCUCUGGGACAACCUGCAUAUUGUAAUAGCCAAUAAUUCACCUCUGUGGAAAGCAUUGAGAACUUCUUCCAAAUCAAGUUUAUCAGUAUACCAUAGCUUGUUUACUCCUUCAGAUCUUAAAACCGAAAAGCCUUCUGGGCAGUGAUAAAAUCUUCAGGCAUUUCCAAAUAUCGGGUAGUAUGAGCUGCAUCAGGGAAUUCUAGUGUGUCCUUAUUUGCUUCUAUUAAGCUGCCUAAAUAUUAUCAAGAAGUGGGAUUAAUGUUUUGGGGGCCUCACUGCUUUGACAGGCAUAGAAUUGUAUAUUUUAUCAAAUAUGUCAAGCUCACUGGUUUUAGAAUCAUUGGAUUAUAGAUUAUAGAAGUGAGAGCUUUAAAUAACUUGAAUUUCCUGUUUUACACAAGUUGAAUAACUGAAUUUCAUUUUCUCCAGGCAAUAAUGGACAAAGCUUGUAAAGAGAAUCUGAAUUCUAAUUCAGCUCAUAAUGGCAAGGUAAAGUGAUCUUCAGAUACUGAGCAUAGUACCGUAUUUUUCGCCCUAUAGGACGCACUUUUCCCCCUCCAAAAAUGAAGGGGAAAUGUGGGUGCGUCCUAUGGGGCGAAUACAGGCUUUCACUGAAGCCUGGAGAGUGAGAGGCUCUCGCUAUCCAGGCUUCAGGAAGCUGUGCACAACCCUCCGGAGCCUGGCGCCAAGCCGUGCUGGCCUCCAGAAGGUUGCGCAGAGCUGCCUGCUCUCCCGGGCUCCGCACAGCUCUGCGCGACACUCCGGAGCCCGGCGCCAAGCCGUGCUGGCCUCCAGAAGGUUGCGCAGAGCUGCCUGCGCUCCCGGGCUCGGCACAGCUCUGCGCGACCCUCCGGAGGGUUGCGCAGAGCUGCCUGCAUUUCGAAGCCUCUUCAGCGUGCCCGGGCUUCGCCCAGCUGUCCGCAAGCCUGGGGAGACCGGCGCGGCUCCCUAGGCUUGCGGAUAGCAGGCUGUUCUGGGGUCGGGGGAAGCUCGGGCUUCCCCCAUGCCAGCCCCGUGCCUGGGGGGGAAAUAUUUUUUUUUCUUUAUUCCCCCCCCCCCAAAAAAAAACCUAGGUGCGUCCUAUGGGGCGAAAAAUACGGUAAAUCUUGGCUAUGUUAAUCAGAGCUACAGUUCUUACUGGAUUAUUUCUGUAUGUGACCAAAACUGAUAUUUGAUAGUGCUGGAGUGAAUAAUUAACAUGUGGAGUAAUGUUCCCCAUCUAUUAAAGGGCAAGUCUAGAUGAAUGCUUGCAUAAAUGCGGUUUUCUGUUAUGUCCAAACUUGGGACUCUGUAGCUGCAAAUGAAAUGUUUUAAAUGUGUUGUAAAGUGCAGUAUACAAAUGUGACACUAGAUGAUGAGAGUGAGCUAUGCCAAAUUCAAUGUAUUUUUCAAAACUUAAAAAAAAAAGCAUUUUCACAGCGUUUUUAUGUGUUUAGAUUCCACCUUGGGAAGCUAUGGUUUUUUCUCAUUGGUCAGUUCAGACAAACUAGGAUGCAAUAUCUCUUAGCUUGCUAUGCGUGAUAUUUACUGUUGUUGUUUUUUAAAAAUCAGGCAGCUAUUGUGGAUGGUGCAAGACGGGUUCCUGUGACCCAGAACCAGACACCUGGAAUUGAAGUCCAACAGCAGCGUGUUCUGACUCCUUUAAAUGUUGCUCAGCGGGUGCCUAUUCAGCCUCAGGCACAGAAACCUACUGUUGCCAGUGCAAAACGUCCCAAACAGUUAACUCAGCAUCAACCAACACUUCUUGUUCAACCAACAUCUAGGAGUCUAGGUCCAAGUAAAGCCACUGAAACGUCUCGGCAGCCCUCUGUUUCUGGUAAAUAGUGCUGUUCAAAUGUGUCCACCUCUGUAACAAAUGUGUUGGUUGCUAUUCUGUAUAAACUUCAUACUAAAAUGGUUACAAAGUCAAGAAGUUGCUUGGUGGCUUAGGGCCUUAGAAAUUCAUAAGAGAAACCAAAUUACUGCAGGAAAAAAAACUUUGCAUAAUGACCUGAGUAGCAACUUGGGCUUGGAUGCUAACAAGGUAUCUGAACAGAAGGGUUCCUUUUGUUCAUGGAUGAUACUGAGAUGCUGAUUAAUAUUUGUUACCUGCCUUUCACCUUAAGGUCCCAAGGUGGGUUACAUUUAAAGAUAAUAUAAUGCAAUAAAACAGUCCCACCCCAAAAUGAUAUGCCAUAUAUACAUAACAAACCAGAUGGUACUUCAACUGUCAAAGGUCAAAAAGGGGUAAGCCUUCAGUGUGCACAUAAAUCUGUAAAGAGAUAUUGCUUGAUGCACCUCUAUAGACCAUCAGCUCCCCGCAUUUCCAAAGGCAAUGGCACCAUAUAAGAUGAGCUUCUUUUGCAAAUUGUCAUGUCCUAAUUGGCACAUAGAUGCUCUUGAAGUUAUUGGGACCCAAAUCAUGUAUAGCAUUAAUAUCAAGGCAAGUACCUUGAAUUAGGCUCAGAAAAUUAGGUCUCUGAUAGGAAACAAGAAUUCAGUUGUAAUAUGUACAGGCAACUCCUGUUUUGUGUACAUGCAGGCCGUUUUCAAAUCUGGAAGAGGGGGUGAUGGGGGUGGGGUAGGCUUAUGUGCCCUCUGCCGGCAUGCACUAUGACCCAGAACAGAACAGUUGUCCAAAACGAGGGUUGCCUGUAUUACAUUUUGCACUGGGGCCCUCUUCUCAGUUCCUAGAAUGCCCAGCUGGCAGCUAAUAUGUGGAUGUCUCAUGCAAAACAACCCUUUCACUUGUAUAAUUAAUCCAGGGAAGGCCAAUUCAUAGCAUGAUCCUUAACAUUCCAGAGCAGGUUUUCAAGGGACCCAAAUGGCUCCAGAGAGAAGCAAGACAUUUUUGAAUGUCUCCUGGUGUUCAAUAGCUGGAGUGUAAUGCAAAUAGGAACCUGCUCUUGGGGCAGGGCUGUCUUUAGCAUAUGCGCUGCUGGGGUGCAAAGAUCUGCCCAGAGCCCCCAAAUUUAGUUUAGCCCCCAAACUGACCCGUCCCUUAGGCGAAAGAAGGGAGACAGAUGCUUGCAUUGCAGCCACAGGAGGUGCCUCCGGAUGGCUCCUUUCUUCCAUACCUCGGCUCUGCCUCUGGUGAAGACCCUUCUUCCUCCGUCCCAGAAGAAUCACUAUAUUUAACGUGCUGGAAAUAAACUAACCUCUUCUCUCUCACACACCGCACCUUAAAUCCCGGGAAGCCAGACAGCGUUGACUCACCACCCACCUUUGCUGCUGGCACCCUCAUCGCUCUGGUUAAACUUGAAGAGGAAAUUGAAAUCGAACUUGGGCUCUUCCUUGUCCAGGCUGAUCAUGGCUUGGGAGGGAGACACAGAUCAAGCAAGCAGAGUUUCCCGCAGGAAACGGGAGGUGGUGGGCACUCCUGACUCUUUCCCUUGGAAGGUUUUAAGCAGAGCAAGCUUGGAUGGCUUGAGUUGAGAUUCCUCGUGGUCAGUGGCACCUUUGACACGACUAAUCUCACGCCGCCUGCCUGCUGGCGCAAGAUCAGUCAUGUCAAAGGUGCCACUGACUUUGCUGCUGCAUAGCAGCACCCCUUGCACCCCUAGGUAAAGACGGCCCUGCCUUGGGGUAAUUCCCAGUAGAAGCUUAGGCUCCAAUUCAUUGAGAUGGUGGCAUGGAGUGUUACUUAGUGGUGUAAAUGACCUAGAUACACUCUACAGAAAGCAUCUGCAGUCAUUUGUAUUGCAGGUGGGAGGACUUGGAAACAGUCCAAAAGCCACUUACUGGUCUUGAGCUAGGAGCUUUUGUGUGAGCUUCACUAGCUUCCGGGGGGGGGGGGUACAUAUGUGGCAAGUAAGUAAGAUUGCUACCCAAGCUGCUUAUAUUCAGAAUAUUGAUUGGUCUGCAUGGUUUUCAGGUGAAGAUAGUUUAUUUUGUGUGCUGGAUAUAAAGCACGAAGUUUACCUUCUGAGGAGGACAUUUUAAAACACAAAUUGCUAGAGAGUAGUGUCACUUCAUAAAGUCUGAGUGUAUUGAACUUUUCUACAUGCAGGAAAAAAAGCUGAACCAGGUGUAUCAAAUCAGAAGAAAGAGGCAAAAGGGGUGUCAAAUUCAAACAGUGAGACCAAAAAGUAAGUUGUAUACUUAAUUUACUUCCAUACAUUAUUUUUUUGUAGGAAGAUGAAAAACAAAUCUGUUGUUGUUAUUCAUGAUUACUUCUUUUUGCAGCUUUUGGCAAAUCUCUUAUCACGUAAAAUCCAGCCCCCCAUCUCCAAACCAAACUGGACUCCAUCUCUCCAAAUCUGACUUUUUCCAGGUUCGUUCGUCGAAUCCAACAACUCAUAUUCCUGCUGGGCCACAGUUCCCUCCAUCUCUGCCUCCCGAGGUCCAGCAACAACCUCCUCCCUCAUCUGAUCUGUCAAAGCACAUUCCUGGAUUAAUUCCUGAGUGGGUUCUAUAUAGGUACCCACUGCCUGUCCAAAAUUUCCGAUCGCAACAGUCAUCAAAUCCAUCUUUUCAUGUAACUGUUCCAAUAAAGCACUUGUCUUGCAAAAGGCAAGCACCAGAGCCUCCGAGUACAUUCUUGUUCAAGGUCAAAGUCUGGUCCCACGAUCUUAAUCUAUUGCAGCUGCAAAGCUCCCCAGUUCGGUUUUAAUAACAGUUUCACAAGCUCCCUCUAGGGGAAACAAUUUCUAUUUUUAUCCAUCUCUUCUUUUUUUUUUAAAGCAGAUCUAGCAACAAAGUUUCCUUUUUUGGAUAUUUUGUCAAUAUUUUGUUCCUUUUAAAUGCGAAGGGGAACAAUGGAAUCAAUGUUUCUCUUCUUUUAACUAUCUGUCAAAAACGUUUGUCCAUAGUCAAUGAACUUCCCAAGAACGUCUGUCCUGACACCCCGCUCCCAGGUUCAAGACGGUGGAAAAUUGCUUUUCUUCACUCUUCUGCAGGUUUAAACAGUCUAAAAAAGGUUUCCCCCUCUUCUCCUGCUUCCAAGGGGGGUUCAGUAAUUUUAAAUGAUGAAAAUUUGAUCCUUUACAGACGACUUUCUAAACUCUAGCUUGCCGUGUCUUUGCUUAAAUCUAUCUACAAAAGCGGAAGGCGGACUUCCUGUUUAGACCUUCCCGCUUCAGUGCCAAAUUAAAAAAAGUUUCUUAAUCCAAUUUUCCGUUCGACUCACGGGCAGUUGUUUAAAAUCCAAUUGUCCACAGGAAAAAGUCAGCACUCUCCAAACAGCAAUGCGGCUUCACUCCGUGAAAGAAGCAGUCGAUUCAAAGCACCGCGCCACUCACCCCACGUCGCUCUGGAUCCCCGAAACCGGGUUUCCCCGCGAGUAGGGGGGGGCGCAAAGGUGCCAGCCGAAUCCCACGUCCACAGGCUUCUCCCGCCUGUGGUUUUUAAUGGGUCUCCGCCUCGCCGUGGCAGUUCAGACCCUGUUUUCCACGGAGCGGAUUCCUCCCGAUCGGAGGAAAUCCGCCAUUGCCAGAGGCGCCAACCCGGAAGUCACAAAACAAACUUUUGCAUGUUAUGUUACUGAAUGCCUUGUAAUUGCCAGCAAGUUUACUAAUUUGGGACAGGACCAUAUGCAUGAAAGUAACUUCUCACUUCAGAGAGGCAGCUGUAUUACCUUGCGACAACCUAAAUAAUAGCUUUAUUUUCUAGAAAACAGUGGUCUCUUGAUGACUUUGAAAUUGGUCGUCCUCUGGGAAAAGGAAAAUUUGGAAAUGUAUAUCUGGCUCGUGAAAAGGAAAGCAAAUUCAUCUUGGCGCUGAAGGUCUUAUUUAAAACACAGCUGGAAAAAGCAGGUGUUGAACAUCAACUGCGGCGAGAAGUAGAAAUACAGUCUCAUCUUCGGUAAGAUUGAUUUUAAAUGGCUGUUUUGAAUGGGUUUCUAUGUUUGCUAUCUUAAGCAGGUUUUUAUUUUUAGAAGCAUUCCACAUUUGUGUUUGUGUGUGUACACACACACACAUAUAUAUACACACACAUACACACAAUGCUAUAUCAUAAAAAUCAAUCCAGCUUACAAGAAUAUAUAAUAAAAGCAAGUAGAAAUUUAGAGGCAAUCAACUCCAGAGGAGUUGUCUAGAGGAGGGCAACCAAAAUGGUCAAAGGCCUGGAAACGAUGCCUUAUGAGGAAUGGCUAAGGGAGCUGGGCAUGUUUAGCCUGGAGAAGAGGAGGUUAAGGGGUGAUAUGAUAGCCAUGUUCAAAUAUAUAAAAGGAUGUCACAUAGAGGAGGGAGAAAGGUUGUUUUCUGCUGCUCCAGAGAAGCGGACACGGAGCAAUGGAUCCAAACUACAAGAAAGAAGAUUCCACCUAAACAUUAGGAAGAAUUUCCUGACAGUAAGAGCUGUUCGACAGUGGAAUUUGCUGCCAAGGAGUGUGGUGGAAUCUCCUUCUUUGGAGGUCUUUAAGCAGAGGCUUGACAACCAUAUGUCAGGAGUGCUCUGAUGGUGUUUCCUGCUUGGCAGGGGGUUGGACUCGAUGGCCCUUGUGGUCUCUUCCAACUCUAUGAUUCUAUGAACUUAUGAAAAGAUGUUUUCUUAAUUGCAUGCAUAUGCCUGGCAGCACAGAAAAGUUUUAAGCAGGUGUUAAAAGUUUGAAACAGGUGCCUGCUGAAUCUCUAUUGGCAGAAUUUUGCAUAGGAUUAGGCUGAUGACACUAAAGGGUCUAUUUCAUGCUGAUGUCAAAUGAACUUUAUCCUACUCGGGGAAUGACCAAAGACACUCCUGUCAUUGCUCCCAGUGAUCAAACUCUGAUUUAGGCAGCCCCUAAGGUAUCCUGAAUAUAAGUUCUUCAGGUUUGUGUAAAUAAAAGGACAUUGAGCCAAGCUCAGCAGAUAGGCGCCCAGUGUAGAUGUUUUAUAAAAUGGUAUCACAUUUUAUUUGCAGCGUGCCCCCAUUUGCAAUCUGGGUGUCACAUUCUAUGUGCAGCCCCACAUAGAGUACACUGCAGUAAUCCAGCAUUAAAGUUACUAACACUUGGGCGACACUGAUCAGACUAUCCUCAUCAAAGAAUGACCAUAGCUGGCAAACCAGACAAAGCUGGUAAAGAACACUCCUAGCCACAGUGGCUCUAACUAACUUGGUGGUGGUUACAGAAUUUCUCAAAUGAUACUUUUAUUUAUUUAGCAAAUUGUAGGAGAUUGAGGGAGGCAUGGAGAAUUAUGUGCACAUCAUUUACAAAUGAAGCCAUCAUUAUUAAAGAUGCAUAUACUUACUUGUAGGCAUCCAAAUAUUCUCCGACUUUAUGGCUACUUCCAUGAUGCAACAAGAGUCUACCUAAUCCUGGAACAUGCACCACGUGGAGAAGUGUACAAAGAACUCCAAAGGCUUACUAAAUUUGAUGAGGAACGGACUGCUAAUGUAUGUUGACCUUGUGAGGAUAUUUUUUUCAGAACUGUGUAUGUGACCACAUUUGAAGCUAAAACUGCAAUUUUAGGACCAAACUCUUCCUUAGAGAAGGGCAUGAAAGGGUAGAUUCUUCUUUCACUGACUUGAGCCAGGGUUAUACUAAACAGCUUUGUUUCGCUAGUCCAAAAGUGGGAAACAAUAUCAGUAUAAAUGGGUAGAGUAAGGUAUGUUUCCUCAGUUUUGUGGAGUUGAGAAGUUCAUAGCUUUUCCAGUAAAAAAGGUAAAGGACCCUUGACAGUUAAGUCCAGUCGCAGACGACUCUGGGGUUGCGGCGCUCAUUCGCUUUACAGGCUGGGGGAGCCGGCGUUUGUCCACAGACAGUUUUUCUGGGUCAUGUGGCCAGCAGGAUUAAGCCACUUCUGGCACAACGGAACACCGAAACUAGAGCAGAGCACGGAAACACCAUUUACCUUCCCGCCAGAGCAGUACCUAUUUAUCUUUUGGGCGUGUUUUCGAACUGCUAGGUUGGCUUUUCCAGUAAAGAAUAUCCCAAAAUAGGACAGGAGGGAUUUCACUGGAAUAAAUAGGACAUUUAUAUGUGUCAGUCUUUGGCAAGGCUACAUGGCGGAUUGCAUGAUACAGGACAGUGCUUGGUGUGCAUGCAGAUGAAGCCUAUGGAAUUGGGGCAAGAUUGGUUGGGGUAGGAGUGUCUAUUAUUGUAGUGGCCUGAAUAUAAGCGUCACUUUUCCCCCAAAUUCCGAUUGUGAAAAGUUAGUGCUGCUUAUAUUCACAACCCGCCCUGUGCAUAGUCCCCCAUCCUCUCCCCCAAGGCCGGGGAAGGGAGAGAGCAAGGAAGGGGAAAGGCCAGGAGCAGUGAGGAAUAGAGCGGCUUAUAUUAGGGUAUUUUUUUCUCUCCCCCUCCCUCUAAUUUUAAAGGUGUGACUUAUAUUUGGGCCAAUACGGUAUUAAAAGUAGCUUCUUAUGAAGAAGAAGCUAUGUUGAGAGCUAUACUAAUCCAGCUUGGUGUCUAAUGUUUUGAGUUCUUUGUACUUGGCUGUGGGAAAGAGAGUCUUGAAUUAGGUGUGUCUAAAGGUUUUUGUCCCAUAUUAAGGAUUUGUUUGCAUCAGUGAUGCAGCAUGUUAUUGAUACACUGAGAAACAUUUUCUACCAUUUUACCCAUGCAUUUUAGGCAUUUGCAUAGCUUGAACAAUGCUUAGAUUGAACUCCUUAUAUUUGUAAUCUUCAUUUUUGUUCUACAGUAUAUCACUGAACUGGCAGAUGCGUUAUCAUAUUGCCACUCGAAAAGAGUAAUUCAUAGAGACAUAAAGCCUGAAAACUUGCUGCUGGGAUCAAAUGGAGAGCUAAAGAUUGCUGACUUUGGAUGGUCUGUGCAUGCUCCAUCCUCUAGGUAAGCGAAUCAUAGAGCUGGAAGGGACCAGAGGAUAAUCUAGACCUACCCACUACAAUGCAGGAAUCUUUCGCCCAAUGUGGGGCUCAAAUCCACAAUCCUGAGAUUAAUCUGAGUCUCAUGCUUUACUGACCUGCGUUUCUGAGAGCUGAAGAAGCUUGGUACUAUGGAGACAGACAACAGAAUCAGAACUUGGCUAAGAGGAAAUUGUUUUGUUUCUGUAGGCAGUAAGCUUUGUGAAAAUAACUUAGCAUUAGUCUCUGAUUAUAAGAAUUGAGUUUAGGGAAACUACUGUUAGUUGAGAAUGUUACUUAGAUUACAAGGGUAUCAAGCAAGUGUUGAUUAGAUUACAAGGGUAUCAAGCAUGCCUAGAAGGGAUGCUCUUCUUCAGGUUGACCAUCAGCCAUGCCUUCCUCCAGUAUACUAUAUACUACUAUUCAUGGACAAAGUGCUUUACAAAGUGUUAAAUCAUGAAUGCAGAUCUAGAUGAGUGCGUGGGGAAAUAUCUUAAUAGUUGUGUGUGACAACCUUCAGUUGUUAGUCUGUGCAUCAUUUUUGUUUUCUAGGAGGUCGACUUUGUGUGGUACCCUUGACUACUUACCACCUGAAAUGAUUGAAGGGAGAACACAUGAUGAAAAAGUUGAUCUAUGGAGCCUUGGUGUCUUGUGUUACGAAUUCCUAGUAGGAAAGCCUCCUUUUGAGGCAGACACAUACCAGGAAACAUACAGAGCCAUUUCAAAGGUAAGUUGAAUUAUAACGCUGCUUGAUUUAGAAUCUGAGCAUUUCAUGGUAUAGGAAUUAACUCUCAACUAGCUGUUAUGGAACUUGCACUUUCCAGGUUUGGGGCCUAAUAUCAUUGACUUUAGUUCAGGAGUUUUCAAUUAAAGAACUAGAAUUUCUGAUUUUUAAAUGUGUUGUCUUAGUAUUUUUUUGUAUUCUGGUAAAUCCAGGUUGUCCUCCCCAACAGGUUCAGUUGCAAGAUUUGAGGUGCAAUCCUCUGGCACACUUACCUGCUCAAUUUGCGUUUCCCAUUUGCAGUCCACUGUGGAAAAGCAGCCUAGGACAGACAGGCUUGAACAAGUUCUCUGAGCUAGUUCAAAAAUAGAAGUAUGGGAUAACACUAGUUAAAUAGAACCCACAGUGACGCAGAAAGAGACUGCUAAGCAAAAAGGCAAGAGAAAAACCAUGAUUACUAAUGUAUAGUGGGGGGGGUGGGGGAAGAGUCUAAUGGUUAUACUUAAUAGUUCAUGCACCUUGAAUGCAUGCUUUCAUAGAAACAUGUCUAAUGAUGACUAUUUCUUUGGUUUAAAGGUAGAGUACAAAUUUCCUCCAUUUGUAACAGAGGGUGCUCAGAAUCUGAUUUCAAAGCUGCUGAAGCACAAUCCAUUCCACAGGCUGCCACUGGAGGAGGUGCUCAAACAUCCAUGGAUUAUUGCAAGCUCUACAAAAACUCCCAAGUAUAAAGUUGCUGAAACUACCACUGCUAAGAAUAUCCAGUCAUAGCACGUAGUUCCCAGGAACAAAGUAGUUCCGAUGAGAUCUGUGGUAAUCCAGCCAAUAUAGGCUGGUUGGACUCAAAAGGCAGAGCUUAUCGCAUUGUAAGCUCUGAUCAUGAACCUUACAAAUCAGGUCAUAAAGCAGUUUGUCAAUAUCUAACUUACUUGAAGUCCUCUUUGCACAUGCCACUCUGAGGCAUAGCUGGUUGAGGAUCGUCUCAUGUUCAUGGCUGGCAUUUCCCUUUUGGCCCCUUUUUGAUAGCAUCAUGAAACUGAGCCAUGGAUUAUUGUGCAAUAUGAAGCAGUUUAUGAAGCAGCAUGUCCUCACAAGAUAACAUCCGAAACACAUGUGCAAUGAAUGGAAUCCAUCUUUGAGUGUAACUGUAUUGUUUAGUUGUUCUUUUCCUUUAAGUUUUAAAUAAAGAUUUUUAUAACAA